UCUCUCUCUUUCUUUAUCGCUGUCUUUCUCUCUCUUUCAAGCAUUACUCAUUCUUCAUGCUCUUCUAUUCGCAUAUGCUUCCUCUGUAAGCUUUUUCUCGCUCUCUACCCCAUUUCUCAUCGCCGGUUCGGUCAUACUCAUCGGAAUCCCCCCUCGUUUCUCGUCGGAAAACCCAUAUUCUCACCACCGCCGAUCCGAAUCCGCUCCCCAAUUGACCUAUAUAUUAUAUAUUUAUAUCUAUAUAGAUAGAGAGAGAGAAUUUUUUUUUUUUUUUUUGGGUUAUUAAGAAUUUGAUUGAUUGCUUUGAUUUUUGUAAUUUUAUCUAUGGAGGAUGGUAUGAGCAGCGAUGAGGACUAUUACUCCGAUCGGGACUCGCUUGAUGGCCUCGAGAACGAGGACUCUGAGUUCCACUGUACCCCUCCAAAGGGUCCCACUACGAAGGUAAUUACAAAAGAAUCUCUUUUGUCUGCUCAGAGGGAGGAUUUGCGGAGAGUAAUGGACUUGCUAUCCCUUAGAGAGCACCAUGCCCGGACUUUACUAAUUUAUUACCGCUGGGAUGUCGAAAGGUUGUUUGCGGUGCUUGUAGAAAAAGGGAAAGCUUUCUUAUUUGAUCAAGCAGGUGUUACGGUGGUGGAGCAUCAAGGUCUUGAGUCACCGCUUGGUUCUACAAUAACGUGUGAUAUCUGCAUGGACGAUGUACCUAGUGUUGAGGCAACAAGAGAGGACUGUGGCCAUUGCUUUUGUAACAACUGUUGGACAGAGCAUUUUAUGGUGAAGAUAAAUGAGGGUCAAAGUAGGCGCAUUAGGUGCAUGGCACACAAAUGCAAUGCUAUUUGUGAUGAAGCUGUUGUUAGAAAUCUAGUCAGUAAAAGGCAUCCUGAUAUGGCAGAAAAAUUUGAGCGUUUUCUCCUUGAAUCAUACAUAGAGGAUAACAAGAGGGUUAAAUGGUGCCCAAGUACUCCACAUUGUGGGAAUGCAAUACGCAUUGAGGAUGACGAAUUCUGCGAGGUAGAAUGUUCAUGUGGUAUGCAGUUUUGUUUCAGUUGCUUAUCAGAAGCACACUCACCGUGUUCAUGUUUGAUGUGGGAGCUUUGGGCCAAGAAGUGCCGAGAUGAAUCAGAAACAGUUAAUUGGAUAACAGCUCAUACAAAACCGUGUCCAAAGUGUCACAAACCUGUGGAGAAGAACGGUGGUUGCAACCUUGUGAGCUGUAUCUGUGGGCAAGCAUUUUGUUGGCUGUGUGGUGGGGCCACUGGCCGAGACCAUACUUGGUCAAGCAUAUCUGGUCACAGUUGUGGUCGCUACAAAGCGGAACGAGAGAAAAAAUCUGAACGUGCAAAGCGGGAUCACUAUCGGUAUAUGCACUAUUAUAAUCGUUAUAGAGCGCACACAGAUUCUUUCAAGCAGGAAAGCAAAUUGAAAGAGAUCAUACAAGAACGGGUGUCAAUUACAGAAGAGAGGGAUUCGAGGCUCAGAGAUUUCAGCUGGGUAAAUAACGGGCUCCUCAGACUUUUCAGAUCCAGGCGUGUUCUUUCAUAUUCAUACCCAUUUGCAUUUUAUAUGUUUGGAGAUGAGCUGUUUAAUGAUGAGAUGACGAAGGAAGAAAGGGAAAUAAAACAGCACUUAUUUGAGGACCAGCAGCAGCAGCUUGAGGGAAAUGUUGAGAAACUUUCAAAGUUUCUGGAGGAGCCCUUUGAUCAAUAUAGUGAGGAUAAAGUGAUGGAGAUAAGGAUGCAAGUUAUCAAUCUGUCAGUGAUCACAGAUACUCUCUGUCAGAAAGUGUAUGAAUGCAUUGAAAAUGAUUUAUUGGGUUCUCUCCAAUAUGGUAAUCACAAUAUUGCUCCUUACAAGUCAAAAGGCAUAGAGAAGGCAUCAGAACUUACUGCUUGCUGGAAAGCCAAUAAUAGUGACAAAUAUCCACCUUCAGAUUGUGGCGCAAGUGAAUUGGAUCGACCUUCAGGCUCUGGGAGUUCAGAUGAGAGUGGAUGUUCUUCCAGGAAGCGUGCUAGAAAGGAUUCUCCUGGAGGUGGCCUUUUUGAUCUUAACUUGCCAGCAGAGGUCAUUGACAGAAACUGAAUUUGAAAGUUGCACCCUUCAUAUAAAUACAAUAGGUGUACAGCUCUGACAUAAGACCCAUGUUUCCUUUUACGGAUUGAUCAAUCUGGACCGUAGCACCCAAGAACUCAACCUUUUCCCCUUUUUUUUCUUCCUUUUCUUUUUCUCCCCUCCAUUCUUCUCUCUUUUUUAGCCUGGGUUUUAUGAAUCUAUUUUGUUAUGAUAUUCUCGAAGAGAAAUUUAGAGAUUUAAGUGCAUCUUUCCUUUCCUCUUCGAAAAUACAACAUUGUAUAUAGCCUUCGAUUGGGCAAUAGAUAUGUAAAUUUUCUCCUGAGACUUGAGGAACCCUCUUAGAAACCUUCUGAGAUAUUUUCAUAUUUUUCGAUGCUGGAAGUAAAGGUAUAGUGAUAGGAGUUUUAGCCAACUGAGGCAGAUGAGGUUAUGUGUAUUCUCAGAGUUCUAAUCCUCUGUUUCUCAUCUGUUCAACACCUGAUAUGUAAUUGAAAUCUCUUUGAUUUUGAAAACAAUGAUUUCUCAGCAA
Messenger RNA from Quercus robur (English oak), 2596 nucleotides. Its product is annotated as probable E3 ubiquitin-protein ligase ARI2. Gene Ontology annotation, biological process: protein polyubiquitination; ubiquitin-dependent protein catabolic process; positive regulation of proteasomal ubiquitin-dependent protein catabolic process. The record is from RefSeq and is a predicted model, not a curated record. The coding region runs from base 325 to 2076 and encodes 583 amino acids. The transcript is spliced from 8 exons. Gene Ontology annotation, cellular component: ubiquitin ligase complex; cytoplasm. Gene Ontology annotation, molecular function: ubiquitin protein ligase activity; zinc ion binding; ubiquitin conjugating enzyme binding. Lineage: Eukaryota; Viridiplantae; Streptophyta; Magnoliopsida; Fagales; Fagaceae.